AAUCAACAUUUAAUCAUAUUACAGGUAAAUGGACGACACUAGCUUUCGGCGAUCGACGAUAUGUUGAAAUAAUUUGUAAUAUGAACAGUACAACAGUGUAUUUUGAAUUUGAAAACAUUAAUAAAAAGGUUGAAGUGCAACGGAAUGCGAACUGUACUACAAACGAUCGGAUUAAUAUGUCGCAUUUACAUUGUGGAUGCAAUUUCAACUCUCUUGCAGCUUGCAAUUUGACAAUUGUGAAAGAGGAAUAUGACUCUUACAAGUGGAAUUGCGGCAGUGGAAGAAAUUAUAGCAAAACUGUUGACGUGUGCUUAUCAGUCGAUCAAACUUCCCACACGAUGUUUUCAACCGUUAAGUGUGCCAAUGUCCAAAGAACCCCGGAAGUCGUAUUUUGGACAGACGCUGAUACAAUUUUAAGCAGCAAUUAUGACGAAAUACGGAUGAUUAAACUUGAUCAAUUUAAUAUAAGUAUAAUUACCGACUUGUUCAAACAAGAAGAAAACCGAUCAAUUGUUGUGUGCAAAUUAGAAGAAAAUAAGAAUACAGAGUGGAGAAUCUCACUGAUAUUACUUUGGACACAAUGUGUCGAAGAAAAGUUAAACAAACCUCCAUCAUCAUCAACAAAUCACACGUGUCAAACAAAAGGUAAUCCAGUGAUAUCCCAACAAUUGGAAGAGUAUACCGAUCCUAAAUGCCCUUCAGUUAGAAUACACUCCAAUGUGAACGUUACGCUUUGCGAUGCUGUCAAUAAAGAUGAUAUGGGGGCAAGAAAAUUUGUAAACGAUAAGGUCAGGUCAUUCAAAUUAGAGGUUAUCACUCCAGCAAUUGUGCGAGAAUUUUAUAUAGAUGAAUUCAGAGACCAAGUAAAUAUUUUACUGAAUGAAGCAAAAAAAGUUACGUUCAUAUGUGAAGGGAACGGCAACCCUCCUCCAACAGUGACACUUGUGUCAAAAUCGACCUUUUUUAACACUAGCUCUUCCCAUUUGCAAUACACAAUGGAGCAUACCUCACGUCAGGAUACCGGCGAGUAUCUAUGUAUUGCUUCUAAUGGACUUUGUAAAGAUAGUAAAUCAAUUUAUGUGGAUAUCAUAAUUACAGGUGAAGAAGGGUCAUCGUCAAUAACCAUUUCUAUCUGUGUUGGAAGCGUCAUCUUAAUAAUGAUUGUUGCGACGUGUCUGUUACGACGUCGCUGUGAAUUGCUUAAGAUUCGGCAUAUAAAAGAUGCAACCAUUGAAGGGUAG
Dreissena polymorpha is the source of this 1241-nucleotide messenger RNA. RefSeq lists its product as uncharacterized. Bases 81 to 1241 code for a protein of 386 amino acids. Lineage: Eukaryota; Metazoa; Mollusca; Bivalvia; Myida; Dreissenidae. The record is from RefSeq and is a predicted model, not a curated record. The transcript is spliced from 7 exons.